Molecule: messenger RNA, 1864 nt
Organism: Periophthalmus magnuspinnatus
Lineage: Eukaryota; Metazoa; Chordata; Actinopteri; Gobiiformes; Gobiidae
Product: cysteine sulfinic acid decarboxylase-like
Exons: 14
Coding region: 85-1602 (505 amino acids)
Biological process (GO): carboxylic acid metabolic process
Cellular component (GO): cytoplasm
Molecular function (GO): sulfinoalanine decarboxylase activity; pyridoxal phosphate binding
Source: RefSeq, a predicted model, not a curated record
AAGGUUAACUUCACUCUGUUGCCUUGAAUACAACGCUGUACUUUGACCUUACCGACAUUUAAGAACUGAAGAAAAGGCAAAAAGAUGACCUGCAUUCAUUCAAAUAAAUCACAUGAAGAUUCUUGCCAUGUACUUGAUUUAAAUGAGCCAAUUAUUGACCAUGCAGAAGGACAACUCUUCUUGAAUGAAGCGUUCAAAAUUUUAAUGGAAGAGGUUCUCUGCAAAGGCACAGAUGCCAAACAAAAGGUUUGUAGGUAUGAGGAGCCAGAGGUGCUGGCUAAGAUUUUGGACCUGGAGUUAAGGGAGGCAGGAGAGCCUCAUGAGAAGCUGCUACAGAGAGUUAGAGAUGUUGCUACUUACAGUGUUAAAACCUGUCACCCACGUUUUUUUAACCAACAGUUUUCUGGCGUUGACUACCACUCUUUGGCAGGGCGAUUUCUUUCUGAGAGCCUUAACACUAAUCUUUUUACAUAUGAGGUGGCACCUGUGUUUGUGCUAAUGGAGAAUGAGGUCCUGAGAGCAUUGCGUUUCCUUGUGGGGUGGACUGAAGGAGAUGGGCUCUUCUGUCCUGGGGGCUCCACCUCGAACAUGUUUGCCAUGAAUCUGGCACGGUACCAACUGUAUCCGGAUGUCAAAACCAAGGGGCUGUGGAGCUUGCCACAACUUGUUUUAUUUACAUCUCCAGAAAGUCACUACUCUGUGAAGAAAGGAGCGGCUUUUCUGGGAAUCGGCACUGAUAAUGUCAUCCUUGUGGACGUGGAUGAUGGAGGCCAUAUGAUUCCAGAGGACUUAGAAGAAAAGAUAAAGUCUGCUAUAGCCCAAGGGGCAGUGCCAUUUCUUGUGAGCUGCACUUCUGGAACCACUGUCCAAGGUGCUUUUGACCCUCUUGAUCGCAUCGCUGAUGUUUGUGAAAAGCACAAUUUGUGGAUGCAUGUCGAUGCUGCAUGGGGUGGAAGCGUGCUUUUUUCAAAGCAGCACAGACACCUGAUGAAAGGAGUUGAGAGAGCAAAUUCAGUGGCCUGGAAUCCCCACAAAAUGCUCACAGCUGGUCUUCAGUGCUCUGUUUUGCUUCUACAAGACACUACGAAUUUGUUAAAGAAGUGCCAUAGUGCCCAUGCCUCCUACCUCUUUCAGCAAGAUAAGUUUUAUGAUGUGGAUCUCGAUAUAGGGGAUAAAUCUUUGCAAUGCAGUCGUAAGGUAGAUUGCCUUAAGUUGUGGUUAAUGUGGAAAGCUGUGGGUUCCAGUGGAUUGGCAGAGCGAGUCAACAAGGCUUUUUCUAAUGUUAGAUAUCUGACGGAGAAGAUGAAGAAAACAGAGGGAUUCAAAAUUUUGAAUGAGCCUGAAUUUGUGAAUCUAUGCUUUUGGUACAUACCUCCCAGUCUGAGGGGAAAGGAACUAAAUGAAGAUUAUCAAGACCGCCUAGCAAAGGUGGCACCAGUCAUAAAAGAGCGCAUGAUGAGACAGGGCUCAAUGAUGGUUGGGUACCAACCUCUGGGAAACAAGGUCAACUUUUUCCGUGUGACUGUGUUCUCCCCACUAGUUUCCACGAAAGAUUUGGACUUUUUUCUGGAUGAAAUUGAACGACUUGGGAGAGAUUUGUAGCUGAAAGAACAGUUGACUAUUUCUCAUUUAGACAUUUUUGCCUAAAACAUUUAUUUUGAUGUUAGUUGUAAUUAGUUGAUUCUAGGAAUAAUUUGUAUUAAUAGAGUUUAUUAAUUCUGACAACUACUGACAUCUAAUUUUGACUUUUGUAGGCUACAAUAUAGGCAAUUAGAGCAGUAAUAACGUGCUUUAGCCUCAUAACCUAUAAUUGAACUACUAGUUAACAUAUGCACAUUGCUUCUUUGAUUAUAUAAAAAUGUAC